Messenger RNA from Anolis sagrei ordinatus, 4553 nucleotides. RefSeq names its product LDL receptor related protein 11 (gene LRP11). The record is from RefSeq and is a predicted model, not a curated record. Lineage: Eukaryota; Metazoa; Chordata; Lepidosauria; Squamata; Anolidae. Gene Ontology annotation, molecular function: protein binding; serine-type endopeptidase inhibitor activity.
CAAUUGGCCUGAUUGGCUAGGGGAGCGGGAGGCUCCAGCCAAUCGGGCGGGGCGCGAUGCCCGGGCCCGCUUGGGAGAGCUGCUGCUGCUGGUGGGCGCGAGGAGGGCGCUGUCCAUCGAGCGGUGGUGCUGAUUGCGCGGGGAGGGGCCAGCAUGGGGCGGCCUCGGUAGCAGGGGCUCCUUCCCUCCUUGCCUUGCCCGCCUCCCUCCUCCUCCUCCGCGGCGCCAUGGCCUCCUCCUCCUCCUCCUCCUCCUCGUCCUUCCUGCUGCUGUUGCUGCUGCUCCUCUCGGCGGUUGCAGGGGUCCCUCCACCAGCGGGGGCUGCGCGCUCGCUCCCGGCCGUGGAGUCCUUGCUGGAGCAGUUCCGCCGGCAGCAGCAGCAGCAGCAGGAGGAGGAGCCUUCGGGGCCCGGGACGAAGCAGGAGGCGGCGGAGAGCGGCCGGUGCGCCACGGGAGGCGCCUUCUCCUCCCGGCCGGACUCCAUCAUCCGCACCAAGGACUCGCUGGCGGCGGGAGCCACCUUCCUGGGCUCCCCGGGCGCCGUGGAAGGAGCGCGCCAGUGCCUGGAGGCCUGCUGCGCCCGGGAGUCCUGCACCCUGGCCGUCCUCCAGCGCGCCCCGCCGCCCUCCCCGCCCGCCGCCCCCCGGUGCUACCUCUUCAACUGCACCUUCCGCGGGCGCCACGUCUGCCUCUUCGCCCCGCAGCCGGGCUACCACAGCUACGCCCGCGAGCAGCCCCGCGGCCCCGAAAUCGAUGAGCCUCCCCUCAGCAAAGCAGGUACAGAUGUUAUCCUUCAGUUGCCUGUUGACUGGGUGAUUCUGGAUGGCCGGGAAAGUAUGGAUGACCAUGGAAUUAUACAGUAUGAAUGGACUUUGCUUCAGGGUGCCUCAUCAUUUGAUAUGAAGGUACCUCAGCCUGGAACACUGAAGCUUUCUCACUUGCAGGAAGGUAAAUACAUCUUACAGUUGACUGUGACUGACACCGCUGGCCAAAGGAGCUCUGAUAAUGUCUCAGUGACAGUGCUUCCCAGAUUAGGAUGUUCUGGGAGUUGUUCACGCUACCAGUUCCUUUGUGAUGAUGGCUGCUGUAUUGACAUCACCUUUGCCUGUGAUGGCCUGGAGCAGUGUCCUGAUGGAUCUGAUGAAGCUUUUUGUCAGAAAUUUGAUUCGGGACCAAAGAAAACAACUCAUACGGCCAUUAGCUCUCUUCAGCAAAAUAGCAUUGAAUUAACUAAGGACACCAACAAGGAACUUGCAUUUGAAAUCUCCCAGAAAGCUGCUGAAGACAGUCAAGCACCUGAUGCAGACAAGUUUGACGAAUCGCCCUCUCAGGAAGCAAAGAAAAAAACUACUGGAUCUGUGCCAGAGCAGUGCUUGUUUUCCCCUGAUGCUGGUCCAUGUAAUGAGCACUUUCCUCGCUGGCAUUUUGAUGAUAUUUUGGGUACUUGUAUACAUUUCAUCUAUGGUGGCUGCAAAGGCAAUGGAAACAACUUCCUUCAAGAAUCUGACUGUCUUGCUGAAUGUGUAAACGUUCAUGGUUCUAGAACCUCAGGGAAAGACACAGAUGAAAAGAAUGAAGAUGACAUUGUGUCAUUAAAGGGCACACAAACUGAAAAAAGCCAUCCAGUCCCAGAAGCAGGCGCAGUACUGCCUUUAGCCUUGGGACUGGCCAUCACUGCUUUGCUGCUGCUCAUGGUAGUUUGCCGAUUACGUUUAGUGAGACACAAACUUAAGAAAGCCCGGCCCAUUAUGUCAGAGGAAUCGGAUUACCUCAUAAAUGGGAUGUAUCUCUAAAGGAGGAUUCAGGUUAUUUCCCUUCUCUCAAGCUUUCCAAAAGAAAGUGUGCCUCUUGCAUUUUUUAACAACAACAUAUUUUUGAUGAAGAAGGAUCAGCCAUCUUCUGAAACUUUCUUUUGAAGUCUGUGGCAAACUAAAUGUGUAUAGUUGCAACAGCAUACUGAAUUGCUUCCCUGCCAGAGUUCUGGGACUGUCUUGAUUGGCAGUACGAUGGGUUUCUGACUUCUUAUUUUCUGUGUCUGUAGCUAUCUCACAAAAUCUUUUACUGCGAUUUCACCGUGCAGUAAUGUUACUGGAACUUCUUGUAUGGUUUCUGAUAGGCUUUUAGAACUCCUAAACCUGCUGCCUGCUCUUUAUGCUCCAUCUUCUCCCUGAUUUAUAAUAUAGCUUUGUGCAACCUGACAACACCAAUUAGAAUCCCAGUGUCAGUUUCUGGGAUUGUUGUGCUAGUGUAAGCAGUGAGAUCCUACUGCCAGUAGAUGGAAUGCAUCAGGCCAUGGAUUGUUCCAUUAAUCAUAUUAGAUCAGAGGUGGGAAUUGUUUGAGUGCAACUCCCAUUAGCCCUAGUCAGCAUAGCCAUUGGUGAGAAAUACUCGGAGUUGCAAUUCUGUGAUAUCUAGAAUGUUGCACAAUUCCCAUCACUGUACCACUAGGUGCAUAUUAUUUGCUACUGCAUUGGCCGCAGUGUCUGGUGUUAAGUUAGAGAGUACCCCCCCCCCCAUAAGGAUAUUUCAUCACUAAUUUUACCUCUUUAUGGGAUUUUUUAAAAUUACUCGGCAUUGCUAUCAGUUCAAGAGAUGUCAAACUACAACAGUGUUUCCCAGCCUUUGGCUCUCCAAGUGUUUGGGUCUUCAACUCCCAGAAGACCCAAUCAGCUCGGCUAGCUGUCAGGGAUUUUGGAGCUGAAAUACCAAAUUCCUGGGAAUCAUUGAACAAGAAUUGUGUUACUGCUCAUGGACAUUACUGUAUUUGGCAAGCUGCUUCUGUGGGGUAUUUUGGCUUAAAUCCAACUCAAUCUUUCAGGCAUGCCUGUGUUGAUUUACUAUUCAUUUACUGGUUCAGUGGGUCUAUUUCAGUUGGAAAUUGAAUUCAGACCUUAGAUUGUGAGCUCUUAUUCCAGUUUACAUAUCCAGAGGCCACAAGCAGACUUGAAAAUUUCCUAGUUAAACUAUGUUGGGUUAGAAAUGGAACAGUUUUGUCAUAACGUAGCAAACCCGAUGUCUGGCAGUGUUUUGCUUUACUGUUCUGUGCUGUUAGUUUCUGCUGCAUUGAAAGCUGUAAAUGGGGAAUGGUCUUAAAACGACCCAUCACCUAUUAAACUACAGCUCCCAGCAUCCACAAAACCACAAAAUUCUUACACAUCCAUAGAUCCCGUUAAAUGAUCCAUGGAAAAGCUGUGCUAAUCUUAGCUUGUAUCCUGGGAGCCUUCGUUGUUGUUCUUCAUAUUUAUUCUUGUUAAACUUCUCUCCUCCUGUCUUUGCCCCAAGAAAUGACAAUUCCUUCGUGCUGUUCUAAACUAAGUAUGUAACAGUCAACUUUGAAUCUACCUAAGAUCUCUUUGACAGAUUCGUGUCUUCUCAGGUUUAUACUUCAUUCCUCCAAUUUGAGAGCUUAUUUUUUUUCUUAGUCCUGUAUUUUUCAGAUUUUGAAAAAAGGGGCCAUGAUCAAAUUAAUAAUAGUGUUUACCUGGCUACUCAGUUACCAAUUCACAUAUUCAAAAAGAAAAUGCUGAAAGAUACUUUCUUUUUCUUGUUAUAAGUACUUCAGAGCUUAUAAAUCACAACACAGAAGUCCUGGCAUUUAGUAAGGUGAAACCCUCAUCAGUCCAAAUUGAGGUGGUAGUGGAAUAUAUGGGUCAUUAAAGACAGCCAUUAAGGUGCACUGGGAGCCCAGUGGUGCAAUAGGUUAAACCUUUGUACCAGCAGGACUGAAGACCAACAGGUCAGAGGUUCGAAUCCAGGGAGAGCAUGGAUGCUCUCCUUCUAUCAGCUCCGGCUUCCCAUGUGGGGACAUGAGAGAAGCCUCCCACAAGGAUGGCAAAACACCAAAAACAUCAGAGCAUCCCUUGGGCAACGUCCUUGCAGACAGCCCAUUCUCUCAAACCAGAAGCAACUUGCAAUUUCCCAAGUCUCUCCUGACACGAAAAAAGGUGCACUUAAAAUAAUUCAUUCUACAGAUCGUCCCAUGAAUAAAAAUAUAUAUCUAACAGUGUGGAGAAAUACUGUAGCCAGUUUGCCCUCUGCUAUGCUGCUUUUCUAAUUGUACCAUUUUGUUCUUUAUUUUAUUUGUAAAAAAGUUAAUAUGAAAUAUGUGGUAUCUACUUUCUUUCUGGAGUGGUACUUCCAAUUCUGAUACAGUCCAAGUUUCCAGUUCAACAAUUCACUCCAUUGUUUCUGUGGACAAUGGGUUUGUCAUUUAAUCUUGAUGACAACACUGCCUAAUUGGAUCUUCACAGCAGAUAAGAUUCAGUAACUAUACCAAUUAAGUGCUUGUCCAUUCGUCUAAAACUAUUGACUGCGUUGUAAGAAGCGUUAUACAGUGAAGUGUGUGAUCUGUGUAAGUUAUUGUAUGUGAACUCUCUACUUUAUCCAACUUUAUAAAUGCAUUACAGAGGGCCCAGGUAAAAAUCAUUACAGAAAAGACACACAACUAUUUGGUAUGCUUUCUUUAUAUUAAUCAAAUAACUUACCACAGACUCCUAAAUUGCCAAUUUCCCAAUCCAAAUGUGUGAAGAAAAAUAAACCUAUUUUAUUCUUGA